This is a messenger RNA of Eimeria maxima, 1710 nucleotides long. Its product is annotated as OSJNBa0042D13.18 protein, related. Lineage: Eukaryota; Apicomplexa; Conoidasida; Eucoccidiorida; Eimeriidae. Bases 1 to 1710 code for a protein of 569 amino acids. The transcript has a single exon. The record is from RefSeq and is a predicted model, not a curated record.
AUGGUGGAUAAGAAAUCGGACGGGUCGGGGGACAAAAAGAUGAGGAUGGUUGUUAACUACAAAGAGGUAAAUGCUCUCACCAUAGCCCCCGACUUCCCACUACCCCCUAUCGCCACCAUCUUGGAAAUGCUGGGAGGAGCUAAGUAUUUUUCUUCGCUGGAUCUUGAAUCUGGCUAUCAUCAGAUUAGGAUGGCAAAGGAAGAUCGCUGGAAGACAGCAUUUCGGUCCGUACUUGGGCUAUUCGAAUAUAAGGUAAUGCCCUUCGGGUUGAAAGGGGCGCCUGCAACUUUUCAAGCAAACAUCAACACCUAUCUACAACCGUUCCUAGGCCAAGGGGUAAUAGCAUAUUUGGAUGACAUAUUGAUAUAUAGCCCUGAUCUCCCCAGUCAUGCGGAACUACUACGCAAGGUGUUGGGCAUUCUUCUGGCAAAUCACUUCUACCCCAAGUUCAGCAAGUGUGAGUUUGCCAGAAGAGAGCUCACUUACCUAGGAUAUACCGUCAGUGCUGAUGGCAUCAAACCAGCUGCAGACAAGAUCUCCGCGGUACAACAGUGUCCUGAGGUAUUGGAGAAUGAUACCCAAGUGCGGCAGUUCCUAGGUACGGUGAAUUACUGUCGCAUGUUUAUGGGGGCCGACUAUGCGAGAGUGGCCCGCCCUUUACUCGACCCUACAAGAAAAGGGGUCCCCUUUCGGUGGACUGAGGCACACACACACGCAGUACGCGAACUCAAACAGAAACUCAUUGACUACACCACGCUCCAGAUACCCGACACCACCAAACCCUUCAGCCUUUACACCGACUACGCUCUAGGGGCGGUACUGGAAGAGGAGGGUAAACCGAUUGGGUUCCUGAGUCAGACAAUGAGCCCAGCGCACAUAAGGUACUCUAUAUAUGACCAGGAAUUAUUGGCCCUAGUUACCGCACUAGACAAGUGGGCUCAUCUACUGCGGACAUCGGAAGUGACAGCUUAUACUGACCGCCAGGCCCUAACUAACCUACAACAACUCAAAGCUUCAAAACCACUACGCGGCCGCACAGCACGAUGGCUCGAUUUCCGGGCAGAGUUCCCCAAGCUCACCAUCACCUACUUGCCAGGAUCCAGUAACCAGGUAGCGGACGCCCUGUCUCGAGGUCCUCGGGACCCUACAUGCAAAGCAGAAGAUACGACUCAGGGGGACAACAAUCCAUCAUUCCAAGAUAUAUCAACUGCACACGAACCUGGGUCAUUGGUGGUCAUGGUGUCCGGCGGAGACCCACAGGGGCCAACUACCAAGACCAGGGGAAGGCAGAAAGAUUACCGGAAGCUAGCGGGUAUUCGUGCUCUUCACAUUAGAAAGGGGAAGAUGGAGCCAUCCUGCAAACAACCACAAGACAUGCAGCAGACAUCCGAACCUUCACAUCCGCAGGACCUAUCACAGUUGGAGGGUGAGGAACAGUUACAAGACGAACCGCAUCUAACAGAUGAAGAGCAACCUGCCGAAGACUUGGCGACACAGGGCGAACAACAACCUCAAGACAAACAGCGGCCCACCCAAUCCGCAGCAUACACAUUACACUGGCCAACAACGUAUGCUAAGUGCCAGACCUUUAGCGACCCCUACCAGGCGGCAGCUCGACAGCCAGGACGCGUGGUACAACAGGAUUUCCGGCAUCGAAGAUAUGGUGAAAGGUUUCGCAGCACACACACCACGGGAGGCGACCUCCUGUAG